AUGUUUUAUUCUCAAGGCUCUUUACAACCGUCCAAACCACAAUCUCAACAACUCUUCAUGCUUGGAUCACAGCCCGAGAACCGCUCGAGAUCCACCUCAUUACCUUCUUUCAAUGAGUUGUUAACCUCGAUACCCUUGACCCACGACUUCACCUCUGCCUCCCGCUCGGCUAGUGGCUCUUCGGCCUCAUCCUCCCCCAGCAACUACUACUCCCAGCCAAUGUACCACCCAAGAAUGCCCAACCUCAGUCCACCAAUCCCCGGACACCAGACACUGUCUCCAUCCGUUGGUGCAUCGUACAGCAGCUUUGGAGGCAAGUCUCACUACCAGUACCAGUCAUAUGCACAACCACUCCAGCCCCUUCCUGUGGUGUACUCUAGCGCUACGCAACCAGCACAUGGCCAUGCACACAGCGGGUCCAUCGACGGUGGCAGAGAUGCACCUGCUUUGAUACGAUCCACCUCGUCUCCAAUUCCCACCAGCAGAAGCAGCUCAGCGUCGCCGCUUCAGACAGGGUCCCCCGAGCUCGAGGAGGCCGUGGUCGGGUCCAAGGACGCCAAGAGGAAGCAUGUGUGCAAGGUUUGCGCCAGAUCGUUCACCACCUCCGGGCACUUGGCCAGACACAACCGGGUCCAUACUGGAGAAAGAAAGCAUGUGUGUCCUUGGCCCACCUGUGACGCUAGAUUCGCCAGACAGGACAACUGCAUGCAACACUACAAGACGCACACCAAAGGUAGAAACAAGAGAAGCAAGUUAAACUUUAAAUCCAACAGUUUGGGCUCCAAGUAG
Messenger RNA from Suhomyces tanzawaensis NRRL Y-17324, 789 nucleotides. It is a transcript of the gene NRG1, whose product is annotated as Nrg1p. The transcript has a single exon. Gene Ontology annotation, cellular component: PcG protein complex; transcription regulator complex. Gene Ontology annotation, biological process: regulation of transcription by RNA polymerase II. NCBI's taxonomy places the organism in Eukaryota, Fungi, Ascomycota, Pichiomycetes, Serinales, Debaryomycetaceae. The record is from RefSeq and is a predicted model, not a curated record. Bases 1 to 789 code for a protein of 262 amino acids. Gene Ontology annotation, molecular function: RNA polymerase II cis-regulatory region sequence-specific DNA binding; DNA-binding transcription factor activity, RNA polymerase II-specific.